Salvia miltiorrhiza (redroot sage) is the source of this 1432-nucleotide messenger RNA. RefSeq names its product L-galactose dehydrogenase. Gene Ontology annotation, biological process: L-ascorbic acid biosynthetic process. The transcript is spliced from 6 exons. Gene Ontology annotation, molecular function: L-galactose dehydrogenase activity. NCBI's taxonomy places the organism in Eukaryota, Viridiplantae, Streptophyta, Magnoliopsida, Lamiales, Lamiaceae. The coding region runs from base 219 to 1184 and encodes 321 amino acids. The record is from RefSeq and is a predicted model, not a curated record. Gene Ontology annotation, cellular component: cytosol.
GUCACAAAUUCCAACUCAAUGUGAUCAUUUUUUUUUUAUCAUUAUUACUCCCUUCGUCCCAUUUCAAAUGUCUCAUUUUCUAUUUUGGAUUGUUCCACUCCAAAUUGGGACGGUGGAAAUAUUUGAGAUACUAUUAAAAUGAAGCAGUUGAAUUAUAGGCUAACCAAACACAUCCCAACCAAUCCCGUCACUCCUCAGCACUCCAUCAAUAUUCAAUAAUGGCGCUAACCCCGCUAGAGCUCCGGCCGUUGGGCAAUACGGGGCUUAAGCUUAGCUGCGUCGGCUUCGGCGCCUCGCCUCUCGGUAAUGUUUUCGGACACGUAUCUGAAGCCGACGCCAUCGCCACCGUCCGCCAAGCUUUUACCCUCGGAAUCAACUUUUUCGAUACAUCACCGUAUUAUGGAGGAACAUUAUCUGAAAAGAUGUUGGGGAAAGCAUUGAAGGCUUUGGGAGUACCUAGAAAUGAGUACAUUGUGUCUACAAAAUGUGGAAGGUACAAAGAAGGUUUCGAUUUUAGUGCUGAAAGAGUGACGAGGAGCAUUGAUGAGAGCCUGGAGAGAUUGCAGCUUGAUUAUGUAGAUAUCCUGCAAUGUCAUGAUAUAGAAUUUGGCUCACUUGAUCAGAUUGUGACUGAGACCAUUCCUGCACUUCAUAAAUUGAAGGAAGCAGGAAAGGUUAAAUUCAUUGGUAUAACGGGGCUUCCAUUGGGAAUUUUCACUUAUGUUCUGGAUAGAGUUCCACCUGGAACAGUUGAUGUGGUCCUAUCAUAUUGUCACUACGGUGUAAACGACUCCACUUUGGAGGACCUCAUCCCUUACUUGAAGAGCAAGGGUGUAGGUAUAAUAAGUGCUUCUCCACUUGCUAUGGGACUUCUUACUGAAAGUGGCCCUCCAGAAUGGCACCCUGCUUCCGUGGAACUCAAGGCUGCAUGUCAAGAUGCUGCUGCUUAUUGUAAAGAGAAAGGAAAGAAUAUAUCUAAACUGUCUUUGCAAUACAGCUUAUCAAAUAAAGAUAUUUCUACUAUCUUGGUUGGGAUGAAUUCAGUCAAACAGGUUGAUGAAAAUGUAGCAGCUGCAAUAGAAGUUGCAACAUUUGGGAAGGAUGAGAAAGCCCUAUCAGAGAUUGAAGGAAUUCUGAAGCCUGUGAAAAAUCAGACAUGGCCUAGUGGCAUUCAGCAGAGUUGAUCAUUGUUAUCAUCCAUAAACUGCUGAAAUCCCUUUCCAUUUUAUUCGUCUAUUAUUCAUUGGUUGUAAGUAUGUACCGUUUUUAAUUCUAUUUAUGUAAUGUUAAAACGGUUGCUGCGUGUAACAUUCAUGAUACAUACAAUUUGUUGUGUGAAUUGCUAGCACAGUACCAAAACAUGUAUCCGUUUCUAAAUCAUUGAUAUAUCAAGCAAUCUGCAUAAAGGAGAGAUUCUCUUCCUUCACCACUA